This is a messenger RNA of Zymoseptoria tritici IPO323, 3411 nucleotides long. RefSeq lists its product as uncharacterized. The transcript has a single exon. Gene Ontology annotation, molecular function: nucleic acid binding; protein binding. Bases 1 to 3411 code for a protein of 1136 amino acids. The record is from RefSeq and is a predicted model, not a curated record. NCBI's taxonomy places the organism in Eukaryota, Fungi, Ascomycota, Dothideomycetes, Mycosphaerellales, Mycosphaerellaceae.
AUGCCUAAAGCAGGUACUUGGUGCUUGAGAUGUCCAUCCCACAAGGAGGCCUGUGUCCCCGGCUCAAAAGAUUUCCUCAAAUGCAACCAAAACAAGGAUGCGUCUGAGUUGUGGUCCCGCUUCCCGAAUGACAAGAGCUGCAAACCAUCCGAGAUGUUCGCCGAUGAUGCCUCCUGCCGUGAACUUCUUCAGACGGUUACCGACCUACGCAAGCAAGCCCACAAAGACCACAGAUCCGCUCGGCCUCAUAACACCAUUGUGGAUCAAAUUGCCGAUCAGCUGUCCAGCAAAUAUCCUCCGGCCGUCACCAAACAGCACUUGGAGUACGCCUUCCAGCAAGUCAAUGGCACGCCAACGACAUCGUCCUCUGCGGCCUCUGCCGUGGCAGGAACUUCCUCAAACCUCGAGACUGCGACUGCCCAGCUCGGCGCACUGAACCUGUCUGACACCGCUCAGCAACCUCAGCAGGUCAACGAGACUUCUAUUGGCGACUCCUCCACUCCAAGCUCCCUGAACCUGAAAGAUGCCGCGCCACCGCCCCAGCAGGUUGCAAGCAACAACUCUACGACUGGGACAUCCACCACCGCAGCCUCCAACCCUGCUGCUCCGUUGUCCGGACUGGUGGGCACUGCUUCAGAUGAUCAGCACACGACACAGCGCAAUGGACCAACCGGUAUCAAGCGUCCUGACCGUCCUGCCGCCCCUGCCUCGGCGCCCAAAGUCUUCACCAACCAUUUCACCAUUGAUCUGAAACCUGAUACGAAGCUGUACGAGUAUCAACUUGUUGGGCUUCAGAAUACCGCGGCAGACCUCUCCCGUUCGAAGAAGAAGGUCAUCAUCCAGCGCAAGAUUGACAGUUCGCCUAUUCUGCGCGACAACCAGAACGCUUUCGCAUGCAACGACCAUGGCAGAAUCAUCGCCUGGAAUGAUCUGUCGCCGGGCGCUCAGAAAGAGGACAUUGUCGAUACCACACCGGUCGACGACUACAGCCGCGACCUACCCGGCCAGGUUUCGAGACAGCUCAACAUCGAUGUCGUGUUCAAGCGUGUGAUCGACCUCAAUGGGCUGCUGUCCUUCGCCAAACAUCAGAAUCCGACCUACGAAGACACAGGUGCGGCUUCAGCGCUGGACAUUCUCAUCAGCUCCGGUACCCGUACCGCCAACGCCAACAUCGGACAGGCAGCCGUCAUCAAAAUCGGCGACAACCGUUUCUUCACCCCGCAGGGUCAAACGCCACUGCCUCAGAGCCACGGCUUGGUGGCCAUGCGAGGGUACUCGAGCAGUGUCCAGCCAGUGGACGGCGCGCUACGACUCAACAUCAACACUGCUUUGAGUGCCUUCUACCAGCAGCAGAAGGUCCUCAAUGUCAUCGAAACGUAUCGAACCGAUCCUGGCGCCUUUCCUCGCGGGCAAGGUGCACAACAUUUGACUGGAGUACGGGUCAAAAUUAUGUACAAUCGCUGCAAGCCGGACGGAGAUCCAGCCAUUGACUCUCCGAAGAGGCGUAUCAAGACAAUCACUGGCUUUUCGGCCGGCCUCGCAUCUCAAACACUCUUCGAUCGCAACGGCCAAAUGGUCUCCGUCUGGCAGCAUUUCAAGGAGACUUAUCCUAUUCCCGCAGGCGCGUCUGUUGUAAAAGGAAAUCAGAUAUGUGUCAAUACCGGCAGUACAACGGAAGGCAAAGAAUGCUGGUUUCUACCAGAUCAGCUUGAAAUUUUACCCGGCCAGAUUUUCCGCAAGACGCUUGAUCGUGUCAACUCAGAAUUGCCUGGAGAAAUGAUCACUCUGGCAUGCCAGACACCCGCUGCGAACAAGGGCAUGAUCACCUCGGCCGGACUUCAAGCUCUUGGCCUCACAGCAUCCAGCACGAAUGCGGAUAUCGUCCUGCCGCAACUCCAGGCUCUGAGAGACGCAGGCAUGACCGUGGCGGCAAAGAUGCUGAAGGUGCCAUUCCGUAGAGUCAACAACCCAGCGAUUGUCUACGCCGGCGGCAACAAAACAGCCAACCCUGACAAGUCUGCAGGAUGGAGCACCAGAGGUCAAGAGUUCCUCACUCAUGCAAAGCGGAUUCCGGAGAAGGGCAUGGUCAGUUUCCUUCAUCUGAAGGGUCGCAAACCGGCACACGAAAGGGCCUACAUUGAUGCUUUCAUGAACACUUUUCAGCUGAAUUUACGUCAAGCCAACAACGUCAACCAGGAACUCGAUCCUGUUCACAUCGGCCAGGACAUCGGUGAUGUCAAUCCUCUUUGCGGUGAACUCUCUGACAUCAACAAGAGGCGCAAGGCCAAUCUGUCUGUGCUUAUUCUGCCCGACGAUAAUAAACUGUAUCGCCAACAAUACGCAAGCUUUCGCAUCGUCACUGAUCAGCUGCUCGGAUGCACAUCGAUUGUACUGAACGAGAAGACGAUGUGUGGCGGCAGGCCUCAGCCAGGAAAUUUGACAGCAUACAUGGCCAACAAUGCGAUGAAGAUCAACGUUCGCUUUGGCAACGAGAAUCACACCGUGAGAGACGGUUUCAAGAAACUUCUCAAAGGCAAUCUCUCCGAUACUUUGGUACUUGGUGCUGAUUUGAUUCAUCCCGGUCAAAGAUGUGCAGCUGGCACGCCCACCAUUGCGGCGGUAGUUGGAAGUGUCAACGCGACUUUCGGUAAGCUCUUGGGUUCCGCUCGUCGUCAGCAGGGCGGCCAAGAGAUCAUCGAGCCUGCGAACAUGAAGAGCAUGGUCACUGAGCGCAUGAAGGCGUGGAUCAAGAGCGACACGACUACCAAAGGUCUUCCGACUCGCAUCAUCUACUUCCGAGACGGAACUGGUCUCAGUCAGUACUCUGGAAUCUUGCAGGAGAUUAGCGCCAUCAAGACCGCCUGGAGCAACCUCAACGCCGCACAAACGAUGAGAGCGCCCAAGCCUGUGGAAGUCACAUGCAUUGUCGCCGUCAAACGCCACAACACCCGUUUCUACCCACUCAGCGAUAAGGAUGAGAACAUGACCGCCACCUGGAACUGCAAGCCAGGAAUGGUUGUUGAUACGCAUAUCACAUCGCCUCUCUACAUGGACUUUUUUCUCCAGUCUCACGACGUGGAGAAAGGCUCGGCCAAGCCAACUCACUACUUCGUGCUCGAAAAUGGUAUGAAGCUCAAGGAGGCUGAGUUGCAGGAUCUCACCAACUCCUUCUGCUACACUUUUCAACAUUCCACGAGUGCAGUGUCGUACCCUGCCCCAGUGUACGCCGCCGACAAGCUGUGUGAGCGGCUCAUGCUAUACUUGUAUCACUUCAACGAGAACUCUACCAUGGUUGCGAACGCGACUCCGGCAGUGGUUGCAUCUCAAAUGAACAUUGCGUGGCAGCGCGGUGGCGCAGGGCGCGAGAACCCCUGGCACCCAAAUCUGGACGACAAGAUGUUCUGGAUGUGA